Striga asiatica is the source of this 3207-nucleotide messenger RNA. Lineage: Eukaryota; Viridiplantae; Streptophyta; Magnoliopsida; Lamiales; Orobanchaceae. The record is from the annotation of a GenBank genome assembly.
AAUUUUGUUCAACGUUGGACAUGUUGAAAGAUUCAGAGUUUUUGAAGCAGCUCAAAUAUUAUUGGAUUCUCUUCUUUAUGCAAUGCAACAUGCAAUUGCACCGAGACCUAUUUGAUGAAAUUUUUGUGUUCAUUGAAAUCUCGUCAAUAAAAUGAUAAGAAAGCAUUGUCGCAGAAUGGUCAAUGACAAUUUUAAGCCUCGUCGCAGAUGGCCAUCAAUCUUGUGUUGCAAAAGUCAAGAGUUUGAAGCUUCCAAUUACUUCUUUCGGACACUUACAUUCCAACAAAAGUGGCAGCCAGAGGAGUUACAGUAGCGGCCCAUGCUCGAUCUACACCAACGAGACGCAUCCCAUUCUCCAAUCGAGCGGGCUACAGCACCAGUUCAAGAACUGGCAGCACCUGAGGCAGAACAAGCUGACGGCAAGCACUUUCUCCUUGGCCAUCGGCAUGUGGCCUCGUGGGCGGGCCCGUCUCUGGCUCGAAAAGCUCGGGGCCAUCGAACCGUUCAUGGGCAACCUGGCCACGUGCUGGAGCAACAUCAAGGAGGAGGAGGCCCUCGAGAGGUACAAGCUUAUAACCGAUAACGCCGUCACGUAUCCCGAGUUCCAGGUUCACAGGGGGCGGGACCCGAACGACAGCUGGCUGGCGGCCUCCCCAGAUGGGGCCAUCGAUUAUAGCUUCUACUACAACUUGCCCAUGUGCGGGGUCCUCGAGGUUAAGUGCCCAUUCUUUGGCGGGAACAUGGAACAAGCCCUCCCUUGGAAGCGGGUCCCGUUGCACUACAUUCCCCAGGCGCAGGGGCUGAUGGAGAUCCUCGACCGCGACUGGAUGGAUAUGUAUGUAUGGACAGUGAAUGGGAGUAGCCUCUUCAGGAUCUAUCGAGAUGACGAGUACUGGAGACUUCUCAAGACUGCAUUGUGCGAUUUCUGGCUGAAGCACGUCCUGCCCGCAAAGGAGAUAUAUGAACAGAAAGCGAUCGCUAAUCCGCUCAUCGAGUUGAAGCAGUUCAGGCCAGCCCCGAAGCACGAGUUGUUUCGAGAGAUUGUGUAUGGGAGCAAGCUGGUGGUUGACAACUCAAAGCUGUUGAUUCGUGAGAUUAAUGGCAAGCUGCAAAACUGACAAAGAUGUAAUUGGAUUAUCAAGUCAGUUCAGGUGAUAUGAGAAGAAGCAAAUAAGAUGGUCGAUUGAUGUGGGUGCGAAUUGGUGGCAGGUCGGGGAACGCAUGGAUAAGGACGGGGGCUCUGGGAGGUUGUUCUCUUUACAAGAACAAAUAAGUCAUAAGAUAAGCUUCAUAGAGGAGAAACUUGGAGAUGUUGAAGUACCUAUAGUGCUGGUCCAGGACCCAGAUUUAACUGGAAUCACGGAUUUGCUAGUGGAUGAAAUUCAUGAAAGAGGCAUGAAUGAAGAUUUCCUGUUAAUAAUAUUGCGGGACAUUCUUCCUCGACGUCCUGAUCUUCGUAUUAUCCUUCUGAGUGCCACUAUCAAUGCUGACUUAUUUUCUAAAUACUUUGGAAAUGCUCCCACCAUACAUAUUCCUGGAUUGACCUUUCCUGUGAAAGAAUUUUAUGUAGAAGAUGUGCUGGAGAAAACUCGGUAUAGUAUCCAAGCAGAAUUUGACAACUUCCCAGGAAACUCAAGAGGCCGACGCCGUCAGCAGGAGGCCAAAAAAGACCCUUUGACUGAGUUGUUUGAAGAAGCAGCCAUUGAAGCUCUCUACAAAGGAUAUAGUGCAAGCACCAGGCGAUCUCUUGAGGCUUGGUCAGAUUCUCCACUGGAUUUGGGCCUUGUGGAAGCAAGCAUUGAGCAUAUAUGCCGCCAUGAAGGUAGUGGAGCCAUUCUAGGUUUCCUGACUGGUUGGGAUGAUAUUUCGAAGCUCCUUGAUAAACUCAAAGCAAAUAAUAUUGUUGGAAACCCAAAUAAGUUCUUAGUUAUUCCUCUGCACGGCUCAAUGCCUACGGUUAAUCAGCGCGAGAUUUUCGACCGUCCACCUCCACAUGUCAGAAAGAUUGUGCUAGCAACCAACAUUGCUGAGAGUAGCAUCACCAUAGAUGACGUUAGACGUGGCCGAGGCCGUGUGCAGCCGGGAGUUUGCUUCAGGCUAUAUCCUAAACUGAUCCAUGAAGCCAUGCCCCAAUACCAACUGCCGGAGAUGCUUCGAACCCCUCUGCAAGAGCUGUGUUUGCAUAUCAAGAGUUUGCAACACGGUGUAAUUAGCACUUUCUUGUCCAAGGCACUUCAGCCACCCGAUCCUCUUGCCGUGGAGAACGCAGUUGAGCUUCUCAAGACAAUUGGUACUCUUGAUGAUAAAGAAGAGCUCACCCCUCUUGGGAGGCAUCUGAGCUCUUUGCCUUUGGACCCAAAUAUCGGGAAGAUGCUUCUCAUGGGAUCUAUUUUCCAGUGUCUUAACCCGGCACUGACAAUAGCUGCUGCACUUGCUUAUCGGCCACCAUUUGUCCUUCCUAUAACUAGGAAAGAGGAAGCAGAGGAGGCGAAAAGAGCCUUUGCUGGUGAUUCGUGCAGUGACCACAUUGCACUUCUUAAAGCAUUUGAAGGAUGGAAAGAUGCUAAAGGAAAUAGAAGAGAAAGGGCAUUUUGCUGGGAGAACUUCCUCUCACCAACGUCUAUGCAGAUGAUGGCCGACAUGAGGAUGCAAUUUCUUGAUUUACUGGAAGGGAUUGGCAUUGUGAACAAAUCCCUCGGCCCUGAAGUAAAUGAUGAUUUAGAGAUGGUAUGUGCAAUACUAUGUGCCGGGCUGUAUCCUAAAGUCGUGCAGUGCAAAAGGAGAGGAAAGAGAACAGCUCUCUUCAGUAAAGAAGUGGGGAAGGUUGGGAUUCACCCGGGUUCGGUAAAUGCCGGCGUUCACCUUUUCCCUCUGCCUUUCAUGGUUUAUAGUGAGAUGGUCAAAACCAGUAGCGUAUACAUUAGGGACUCGACUAAUAUAUCUGAUUACGCUCUGCUGAUGUUUGGUGGAAAUCUUGUUCCGAGCAAAAAUGUUGGUGGUAUUGAGAUGCUCGGUGGAUAUCUUCACUUUUCUGCUUCAAAGACUGUAUUGGACUUGAUACGGAAAUUGCGUGGGGAGCUCGACAAGAUUCUAACAAAGAAGAUUGAGGAUCCAGGGCUCGAUGUUACUCUUGAAGAAAUAUGGAGCUCCAUGGAUGGCGGCGGCCGAGAGGUCAAGGGUCUACGAACAACAUCGACGAUCGUCUAG